AUGUGGAUUGAGCUGAGGCGUGUGAGUUCGUCCUUAAAUAGAGACCAAGCAGCAUUUGGAUCAGAGUGGUUUGCUAUUUGGAAAGAGCUCGAGAAGGUUUCUGUUGGUGCCUCUGAUGACCUGUCGAUGCUUGGCAUGUUGAAGUCGCCAAGCUUUCGAUACAGCAUUCAGUUCAAGGGAACGAAAAGCCAUGGCAAUGCAGACGGACUCACACGAUUACCACGCGCGCAGUGUGCCAAACAAAUCAAUGGGUAUGAAGUUGAUGGAACAUUUGCGCUUGCAAGCGAGCAGUUUGACGCACUACCAGUGACAUGUAAAGAAGUGAGACAGACGACCGCAAAAGAUCCGGUGCUCUCGAGAGUGUACGAUAUGGUCAUGAAUGGUUGGCCACGCGAUGAUGACGCAACCGAAGUAGCCGCGUUUAGAAAUAGGCGAAAUGAACUCAGCGUGCAUCAAGGAUGUUUGCUUUGGGGACUCAGAUUCGUCCUACCCGAAAAACUGAGAAAACGCGUUCUGUACGAGAGCCACGAGGGACAUCUUGGUAUCGUCAAGAUGUCAGCUGUCAGCAGAAGUUUCGUUUUGUGGCCAGGGAUCGACGCAGACCUGGAAAACUUAGCGAAACAGUGUGAAGGGUGUCAACUUUACAAAGCAUCUCCAAGUGCUUCGCCGGUGCAUCCAUGGGAAUGGUCACAACGUCAUUGGCAAAGAGUGCAUGCAGACUUUGCAUGA
Messenger RNA from Dreissena polymorpha, 729 nucleotides. RefSeq lists its product as uncharacterized. Bases 1 to 729 code for a protein of 242 amino acids. The transcript has 3 exons. The record is from RefSeq and is a predicted model, not a curated record. NCBI's taxonomy places the organism in Eukaryota, Metazoa, Mollusca, Bivalvia, Myida, Dreissenidae.